AUGCAUAUAGGGUUGUCAAAUAAAUUUUCAAUUUAGAAUUCAAAACGAAAAAUCACAAGUUUACAUUUCAAUGAAACAGAAGAAUAUAGAAGAGCAAUAUCAAUUGCCAAUUCUCCUGAUUAUCAUAGUAUUUGUAAUAUAUAGAGAUAGACUCCCCUUUGCCAUAAUUGUAUAGUCCAACUGAAAAGAAACCAAUGUUUUAACGAGUUCCACGUACAAGUGUUUUAUAAUCAUUAAAAAAGGAGGAUGAUAAAACGAAUAAUAAAGAUAUAAUAAAAUAGUUAGAGGAAUCUCCAGAACAAAAAUUAGAAGAUCAAAUUCAUAAACCUCUUGUUGGAUCUCAAUCAGCACGAAGCUAUUUUUAACAUUAUAAAGUACUAAAUAAAGUUAAACAAUAAAAUGAAUAUCAUAAAAUUAAUGAGUCUAUCCAAACAUAAAUGCUUAAAUAAGCAGAAUCAUCUGAUGCUCUACCUUGUAAAUUAGGAUUGGUUAAAAUGAAUGGAAAUGAAUCAUAAGUUACUAUCAAUAAUCAUCAUUAUGGUGAUAAAUAUAUAAAAAUGUUAUCUGAAGGUUUACGAUAAAAUUAAGGAAUCAAAGAAUUCUUUUUGAGUAAUAACAGAAUUAAAUAAAGUGGAGCUGUAUCAAUUUUAACUUAAAUUGGAAAAUAAGCUAUAGUUUUGGAUUUAUCAAAAAAUUAAAUUGGAUAAUUAGGAGUGGAUUGUUUAUGUUAAUAAUUAUAAUUGAGAGACAAUAAGUAAAAUUAUAUGUUUAAAAUAGAAUAGAAGUUCUCAAUUUAGAAGAUAAUAAAUUGGGUGAUAAAUUUGUCAUUAAAAUUUUAUAGUGUUUAAUGAGUACUACAAAUAAAGUUAAAUCAUUAAAUAUUUCAAAGAAUUAUUUAACUAAUGAAGUUGCAGAUACUCUUAAAGAUACAAUAUUAUAAUUAGAUUUACUUGAAGAAUUAUAUAUUCAUUGGGUAUAUUUUAUUAAUAUUAUAUACUAGAACUAAAUUAAAGGAUUAGGAGGUUAAAAGAUAUUUGAAGCACUUAUUGAAAAUAAAACUAUGAUAGUUUUUGAUGGAAGUUGGAAUUGUUUUGGAAUUAAUGAAAAAUCAAAUUGUACUUCUAAAAUUUGUGAAUUUCUUAUUGGAAAUAAAAUUAUGUUACAUUGUGAUUUAUCUGCUAAUCAAUUUACAUUAUAAGAUUGUAAAUUGAUAGCAACAAGUUUAAAAUAAAAUAGAACUAUGUAUGGUUUUCAUUUUAAUGGAAAUUGGGGUAUUAUAGAUCCUAGAGGAUUUUUAAUUAUUGAUGAGAAUUCUCAAUAAAAACCAUUAGGUGAAACACCAAGAAUGAAAGGAUUAGAUUAAAUUACAACUCUUAGAUAUGAAAGUGUAUGUUGGAUUUGUUAAGGUUGGUAAGAGUAAAUUUUUGAAUGGACACCAGAAGGAGAAUGUGAUCCUUUGUUUUUACAUAUGGAUUUUGAAGAUUACAAAUAAGUAUAUAUUCCUAAGAGAUUUGAUAAUUUAUAUAAGCUACCAUUAAUGGUGCCUUCUGGAUAAACAUAAUUUUUAUUUACUGUAAUUGAUAAUCAAAUGGUAAGUAAUAAUUUUAAUUAAAAUGUUUUUGGUCAUCUUUUAAAAUUAAAAGUUAAUGGCAAUAUUGCAAUUUGUUAAUUAGACAAUAUUAAUGUAAUAUAAAAAUUAAGACAUUAUUAAUUAAUGGAUAAGAAAGAAUUAAAAGCUUUAACUUCAAUAUUACCAAGAACUCCAGAUCCUUUAUAUAUUCCUCCUAAAUUAAAAAAAUAAAAAAGAAUAUGGACUUUUCCAAUUUCAAUAUGGUUUAAAGAUUUUAGAUUUGAAAAUGAAGAAUUUUUAAGAAAAUGUUUUGAAAAAGAUUGGAGUUGUUGUAAAAUUAUGAAAGUUGUUAAGAAUUUAGAUGAACUUAAUGAAGUGAAAAACCUAUUAUGGAAGGAUUAUAAAAUGAUUAAAGAAACUUAUAGAUGGUAUUCAUCUUAUAAUCCUACUGGAGAUGUAUGGUCAAUUUCAUCAAAUGUAAUUACAGAUUUUUCAUCAGCUACUGAAUUGAUUGACAAUAAAACAUUGAAACUUUCAGAUUUAGAUUUAAAAUUCAUUGCAACUUGUGCAGCUUCAAUUGAAUAUAAAGGUAAUUAUCGUAAUCCUGAAAGAGCAUUAUGUAGAUAUUAAUUUAUGGAAUUUUUGGUAAGAGUUGCAGAUGAUAAAUAUUUAAAAUAAAAAUAAGCUAAUUCAAUGUUAGAAUCAGUUUAAAUGAUACUUUAAUAAUGUAGACCUGUUAUGGAAUAAUAUAAUGCAUAAAAAUGGAGAGAUGAUCGUUAUUUUAAUGAAUAAUGUGAUGACUGUCUUAAAUAUUUUAAGCCAUUAUUGAAUUAAGUGUAUAAUAGAUUUAGUAGUAAGAAAGUAAAACCAGGAUAAAAGAAAUUUAUGUGUUUAGAUGAACUACAUGAAAUUUGUGGUAUAGCAGGUUUAUUUGAUGAAAGAUUUGUUGAUAGAGAUGCAGAUUUAGUAUCUAUUCUUAAUUUAUUAUUAGGCAUUUAAUCUAUCAAUGAUGUUAUAAAUAGAUGAAUUAGAAAGUGAUAGAAUAUUUUAAAUGUCAUUAAUUGAAUUUAUGGAAGCAAUAGCAAGAAUUUCAGAAAAAGUCUCAUUACCUGCUACUCCUGAUAUGAGUUGGGAAUAACGAUAAUAAUAACCAUUGCAUAUUAAAUUGGAAAGGCUUCUUAUUUUAAUAGCCUAAACUUGUGCUUCUGAGGAAUAUAAAUAAUAAUUUGGAAAUCCUCAAAAGAGUAUAUUUGAUAUCCAACCUGAAGAUGAUUGA
This is a messenger RNA of Paramecium pentaurelia, 2846 nucleotides long. The record is from the annotation of a GenBank genome assembly. NCBI's taxonomy places the organism in Eukaryota, Ciliophora, Oligohymenophorea, Peniculida, Parameciidae.